AUGAAACAAUUCGUAAUUCUCUGCGUUUUCAUCGCCAUUCUAUCCACACUAACAUUAGCACGACUAAACAGUGAUAACGAUGGUUUCGAUGUUGAUCGUGAGAAUGCAGUUGAGUUUUUAAAACGAACAAUUUUUCAUCCAGGCAAGACUAAAUGUGAAGAACAAAAACGAGAAGCAUCUGAAAAAUAUGAGGAACGUUGUGAACCAAGUAUCAAUAAAUUAACUGGAUCACGUUAUUGUCCCGAUAUUAAAACAUGGGUGGAAUUUAAGAACUAUGAAAUAAACAGCGGUCACGGUCGUUAG
Rotaria socialis is the source of this 303-nucleotide messenger RNA. The record is from the annotation of a GenBank genome assembly. Lineage: Eukaryota; Metazoa; Rotifera; Eurotatoria; Philodinida; Philodinidae.